AUGUUAAAACUCCUCCGCCCGCGGACCUUCCUCGCGCAGGGGUCGUCGGUGUUGCGACGAAUGCGGCCACCACCAAACAUACUCAAGCCAAACACAAUCUCAACCUCGCACCAUCGAGCCCUUCCGUCCCCGAACCCGACCGGUCCCGACCCGGUGGCCCGCCCGUCAGAACGACCGACUCCCUCCCAACUCCACCACCCCUCCAACACCACAAACUCCCCACCCCAACAACAACAACUCCGCGCCUACAACUACCACCCAAGCGGCAACCGGAGCCCACCACCCCGCUCACCAGCAGCGUACACCGACCCGGCGCACCGCGACGCGCAACUCCGCGCCGCCAAGCCCCUGAUCCACUGGCGCGGCUUCCGCGCCCUCAACACCCCCUCCACCUACACCAUCAUCCUGGUCGCCGGCGGCGGCGCCCUGGCCUUCUACUUCUCCAACCUCGAGACGGUGCCCGUGUCGGGCCGCACGCGCUUCAACGCCUACGGCGCCGACUCGGUGCGCAAGGCCGGCGAGAUGGAGCACCGCCGCCUGCUGUGGCAGCUGGAGCAGCAGGGGGUGGGCCUGCUGUCCGAGUGGGAUUUCCGGACGAUGAGGGUGAGGAGGGUGAUGGAGCGGCUGUUGCCGUUUAGUGGCAUGGAGGGCGAGGAGUGGGAGGUGAGUGUGGUGGAUGCCCCGCGCACGGCGAAUGCCUUUGUGCUGCCGGGCGGGAAGGUGUUUGUGUUUAGUGGGAUUUUGGGGGUGGCGAGGAGUGAUAGUGCGUUGGCGACCGUGUUGGGGCAUGAGAUUGCGCAUAAUCUGGCCGAUCAUCAUGGGGAGAGGCUCAGUCAGGAUAUUGGGGCGAGUAUAAUGCUGUGGAGCAUGGUCGUUCUGGGUGGAGCGUUUGGGUUGGGCCCGUUGAUUAUGCAUUUCUUCGGGUCGCGGUUCCUGGACGUCGCCUUUGGGUUCCCCAUGAGCAGGCUGCAGGAGAGCGAGGCGGAUUAUAUCGGCCUGAUGAUGAUGUCCGAGGCGUGCUACGACCCCCGGGAGGCGGUGAGCUUCUGGGCGCGGAUGGAGAAGGCCUCGGGGGAGGAAGUGCCGGAGUGGAUGAGCACGCAUCCGGCUAACCUAAACAGGAUCAAAAAGAUCGAGGAGUGGCUGCCCGAGGCCAUGGAGAAGCGCGCGCAGAGCGACUGCAGCUCGACGGCGUCCUUUGCCGGUUUGUUUAAGCAGGCUCUACUGACUGGUCAAGGGGUCUUCUGA
Molecule: messenger RNA, 1248 nt
Organism: Chaetomium fimeti
Lineage: Eukaryota; Fungi; Ascomycota; Sordariomycetes; Sordariales; Chaetomiaceae
Product: peptidase family M48-domain-containing protein
Exons: 3
Coding region: 1-1248 (415 amino acids)
Biological process (GO): mitochondrial protein processing; protein quality control for misfolded or incompletely synthesized proteins
Cellular component (GO): mitochondrial inner membrane
Molecular function (GO): metalloendopeptidase activity
Source: RefSeq, a predicted model, not a curated record